GUCGUGUAAAAGAAAAAAAGAAAAGCCCCUAAAAAAAACUGGAGCGGUAGAGGCCAGUGGGGGUGAGGGAGAGAGAGAUGCCGGAGCUGCCGGAGGUGGAGGCGGCGCGGCUGGCGCUGGAGGAGCACUGCGUCGGGAAGCGGAUCGUGCGCUGCUCCGCCGCGGAGGACACCAAGGUCAUCGACGGCGUCGCCCCGUCGCGGCUGGAGGCGGCGCUGGUCGGGAGGACCAUCGCCGCCGCGCGCCGCAAGGGCAAGAACCUAUGGCUCGUGCUGGAUUCGCCGCCGUCGCCCUCCUUCCAGUUCGGAAUGGCUGGAGCUAUUUACAUCAAGGGUGUGGAGCUGAGCAAAUAUAAAAGGUCUGCAGUGAGCCCAACUGAGGAAUGGCCUUCAAAGUACUCCAAACUAUUUGUUGAAUUGGAUGAUGGCUUGGAGUUCUCCUUCACUGAUAAGAGGCGUUUUGCAAAAAUACGGUUGCUUGACAACCCAGAAGCUGUCCCUCCAAUUUCUGAACUUGGACCAGAUGCCCUAUGCGAACCAAUGCAGCUUGAUGAUUUUGUACAAUCUUUUGGUAGAAAGAAUGCGCCAAUAAAAUCCCUUUUGCUUGAUCAGAGCUUUAUGUCAGGAAUCGGCAACUGGAUGGCAGAUGAGGUGCUUUAUCAGGCAAGGAUCCAUCCUAUGCAAACUUCAUCGAAGAUAUCCAAGGAGAAGUGCAAGGCACUCCAUCGGUGCAUCAAAGAGGUGAUUGAAAAAUCCGUUGAAGUUGGUGCUGACAGCAACGAAUUUCCAGAGAACUGGAUAUUUCAUUCUAGGGAGAAGAAACCCGGCAAGGCCUUUGUAGAUGGGAAGAAAAUCGACUUUGUUACAGUAGGCGGCAGGACAUCGGCGUACGUUCCAGAGCUGCAGAUUCUGGAUGGGGCUGAUGCUGCAGCAGCAAACAGGUCAAAGAAAGGCAGAGACAAGGCAGAGGAAAAUGUGGGCAAAACAUCCAAGAAAGGCCAGAAGGCUGCUCCGAAGGAAGGGGGGAAGACGGCACAGAAGACAUCUGUUGAUGAAGAGGAAGAGGAGGACGAUAAGCCAGCAAAGCAAAGAGCCAAGGGGGCAAAGGGCCCACCGAAGAAAGCGGGUAAUACUCGUGCUGAUGAUCACGAGGAGGGCGGAGACGAAGAUGAAGAGGCGAAGCCCGCCAAGAGGGGGAGGAAGCGACCAGCAAAGGGCCCAUCGAAGAAAGAAGGUUGUCCUUCAGACAAUGAAGACUCGCUUGGCAAGGAAGAGACUGUGGUCGCGGCAAAGAGGCCGCAGAGGAAGAAGCGGUGAGCCGACCUAGGGAGGGAUUUCCACAUUGUCUAGCCCUUUGCUUUGCAGUGUAGAAACUGGUACCAGUAGAUGAACUUCCACCAAGGAAGGAAGAAGCCCGAUGCGACUAGAUCCUGGCCAUUUAGUUGUUUUAAGCGCAGAAUGAUUGAAGCCUCUAA
Molecule: messenger RNA, 1474 nt
Organism: Aegilops tauschii subsp. strangulata
Lineage: Eukaryota; Viridiplantae; Streptophyta; Magnoliopsida; Poales; Poaceae
Product: formamidopyrimidine-DNA glycosylase
Biological process (GO): base-excision repair
Cellular component (GO): nucleus
Molecular function (GO): oxidized purine nucleobase lesion DNA N-glycosylase activity; damaged DNA binding; zinc ion binding
Source: RefSeq, a predicted model, not a curated record